Molecule: messenger RNA, 1560 nt
Organism: Menidia menidia (Atlantic silverside)
Lineage: Eukaryota; Metazoa; Chordata; Actinopteri; Atheriniformes; Atherinopsidae
Source: the annotation of a GenBank genome assembly
AUGGAAAACUUCCAGGGAAAAAGGUUGCUGACCACAGCUCAGAACCCUGAAGAAGAAAGGCCCUUCUGCACAGCUCUCGCCAUCUACAAGUACUCUGCUCCAUACCCUCCAUACAUAUUUCGUAACAAGAUGCUCAGGAAAACAUCCUGGAGGAACACUGUCAGCCAUGCAGUGAGUUCAAACCAGGACCAAGCCCUCAACACAACAAUGCUACUGCUCAAGUCCUAUGGCCCGACAGCAUUUCUGCUCAGAGAGGAUGGAGAAACCCGAAACUUCAAGCUUGGACUUGUGGAGAGACAGCUCCUGGAGCUGUUCCAGGGUUUACACCAAAGCAAAACCCGCCGGACACAUCAUGACCCCUUUACUGCUUCUGGGUCCCUGGUCCCGGUCUCAGGCCAGGAGGCUGGAAGCGUCUGCCGGAAAAUCAUUCAAGCCCAGGAUGUGUGUCCUAUCUGUCAAGAGGAGCUGCUGCAGAAAAAGCUGCCUGUGUGUUACUGCAGGUUUGGCUGUGGCAACAACGUGCACGUCUCCUGCAUGAAGGUGUGGGCGGACCACCAGAAACUCCCCGACAAGCUGGACACGGUGAAGUGUCCUCUGUGCAGAGAGGACUUCAGCUCCUUGAAGCUGCUCGACGAGCAGGUGAAGAACACUGCAAGGCUCUUCACAGCGGCUGAAAGAGAAAAGCCAGAGAGACACCUGGGAGUGUUCUGCCAGGGCUGCCAAGUCCGCCACAUCACCGGCAGAUGCACAGUUUGCAAGUUUUUCCAUCUGUGUGAGGACUGCAGCAAGAGGGGUUGCCACCCACAGCACCCGCUGGCUUCAAGAACGAGUGUCCUUCGUCUCCUCCUCAGCAUGGUCUCGGUGGCUGCAGACACCCUGUCAGAAGACGUGCUGGAGCGGCUGCCUGCAGUCAGGGUGAGAUCGGGAUCUCGUCUCUUGGAUGAGGGGCUGCAGUGUCGAAUCUGUCUGCAGAGUUUCGGCCUAGGCCAGUUGGUCCGAACCCUGCCCUGCCAUCACAAGUUUCACAUGGACUGUGUGGACCGGUUCCUGCGGACAUCAAACUCCUGUCCCCUGGAUGGAUAUGUUGUUCAUAGUCCCUUGAAUUGGAGAUGCAGUGACAAGACCUCUCAUAAGAGUUCCUCCCACCUUUCCAAUAAUUGGGCCGAGCCGGUGGAAAACAAGUUGAAGGACCUGUUUGUUCCAGGAGUGGCGCUGCAGGCCACACAUGAUGCUAAAGUCUCCCCUGCAAAAAUGGCUCUAAACUUAGAGGUCAAGACAGAUCCUUCAAGACCUUUAAACAAGACUGAAAGGUUUACAGCUGAGAGACUUAAAGUUUUGUGCAUCACAGGGACAGGGCAUGCCUCGAAGGCGGCACACAGCGUACCGCUGGAAAAGACUCUUAGUCAUGGGGGGCAGCGUGUCUGCAAAGGUUUCAUUAACAAGAGGCCAGCCAAUAUACGGCGUUCUGAAGGGACAAAAGUGAAAGAGGUGAGCCUUUUUGUCGGUUCCAGCAGACACGAGGCAGACCACGCGGCUGCUGUGACUACGCCUGCCACGUGA